GGGAUGCACUUGGAUGUUCUUAUAGGAAAAAUAUCAACAAGAUCUAAAGAAUAUAUAUAUAUAUAUAUAUAUAGAAAGAGCUUUACUCACACUUGGAGGAAAGAUAAUAUAAUAGAAAAUAAAAAUAAAAAAUGAAUUUACUUUGGCAUGACAAAGAAGUUUUCUUCUGUUUGUUCUGACUUGUUCUCUGUGGUCAAUGGGUGCGAGUAUUCAGAAGGCAUUUACAAGCUUCAACAGAGGAAACCCAGAUUGGCCAGUGAUGUCCUCUUCUACUUUUCCCUCUCUUUCUCCUCCUCCUCCUCCUCCAAGAUUUCCCCCAAAAUCUUUUAUGUUUCUCUUGUUCUUACAAUGAUCCACGGGAACAUGAGACCUAGAGCUCUCAUAAGAGCAUGUCCUCACAUGGUUCUGUGCCUCCUCCUCUGUGUUCUCCCCCUCCCCGGUCUCUUUCUUACAACUGCAGAGGCUGUCUGCAAUCCACAGGACAGAGAUUCUCUGUUGUGGUUAUCUGGCAACUUAUCUUCUGCUACACCUCCUUUGAAUUGGAAUCAAUCCAAGGAUUGCUGUUCAUGGGAGGGAAUCUUCUGCGAUGAUUCUCCAGACAACCGUGUUACGGCCAUUUCCUUGCCCUCACGAGGACUCUCCGGCAAUCUCCCGCCGUCUAUUCUGAAUCUUUCCCGUCUCUCUCAUCUCAAUCUUUCUCAGAACCGUCUUUCGGGUGCUCUCCCUCCAGGUUUUUUCUCCGCCCUUAAUUGGCUCCUGGUUCUUGAUCUUAGUUUCAAUGGCUUCAAUGGUGAGUUGCCACUUGAACAAGCAAUUGGCAAUGGCGGCAACAGAGUACUCUUCCCUAUUCAGACCAUUGAUCUUUCAAGCAAUCUUCUCCAAGGCGAAAUGCCCAGAAGUUCGGUUUUUCUUCAGGGUGCUCUGAAUUUGACCAGUUUCAAUGUCAGCAACAACAGCUUCACAGGUUCGAUCCCUUCGUUCAUGUGCACGAGUUCACUGCAGCUCGCCAAAUUGGAUUUCUCCUACAAUGAUUUCAGCGGCAAUAUCUCCUCAGAAAUCGGAAGAUGUUUGAGGCUAAGUGUUCUAAGAGCAGGUUUCAACACUCUCACUGGAGAAAUCCCGAAUGAAAUCUAUAACCUUUCUGAGCUUGAACAACUGUUUUUGCCAGUUAACCAUUUCUCUGGCAAAAUAGAUGAUUCCGUCACCCGUCUCACGAAACUGACAUUGCUUGAGCUUUACUCCAAUCACUUAGAAGGAGAGAUACCGACAGAGAUAGGUAAGCUCUUCAGUCUACGGAGCCUCCAACUCCAUAUCAAUAACCUCACUGGUUCAAUCCCUCCUUCCCUGGCCAAUUGCACCGAUCUUGUCAAGUUGAAUUUGAGAGUUAAUGUUCUUGGAGGAAGCCUAUCCGAGAUCGACUUCUCCCGGUUUCAGAACCUUACCAUUCUUGAUCUCGGGAACAACAGCUUUUCCGGUGAUUUUCCAACGAAGCUUUACUCUUGCAAAUCACUCACGGCGAUCCGGCUUGCAGGCAACAAGAUAACAGGACAAAUAUCUCCCGAAGUCCUGGAACUUGAGUCCCUGUCCUUCAUGUCUCUUUCCGACAAUAAACUGACAAAUAUUUCAGGGGCUCUCAGCAUUCUGCAGGGCUGCAAGAAGUUGUCCACCCUUAUCAUGGCAAAGAAUUUCUACAAUGAAACGGUUCCAAGUGAAGAAGACUUUAUUGACCCAGAUGGAUUCCAAGAACUCCAAAUCUUUGGCAUAGGUGGAUCCAGAUUGAUAGGUAAGAUACCGGUAUGGCUGAUCAAGCUAAAGAACUUAGAGGUCCUGGAUAUUUCAGUGAAUGCUCUCACUGGAACAAUACCCGGUUGGUUAGGAACUCUUCCAAACCUUUUCUACAUGGAUAUUUCAGAUAACCUUCUUACAGGAGACCUGCCCAAGGAAAUCUUUCAGCUGAGGGCUUUAAUGUCCCAGAAGGCCUACGAUGCAACAGGGCGGAACUAUCUAGAACUUCCGGUUUUCGUCAAUCCGAACAAUGUCACCACUAAUCAGCAAUAUAAUCAACUGUCCAGCCUUCCACCCGCCAUUUACAUCAGAAGGAAUAACCUCACUGGGAGUAUACCAGUCGAUGUUGGCCUGUUAAAAGUUCUCCACGUGCUCGAGCUCUCACAUAAUAACUUGUCCGGAACAAUUCCAGAUGAAUUGGCAAACCUCACAAAUUUAGAGAGGCUUGAUUUGUCCUUCAAUGAUCUAUCUGGUCAAAUCCCUUGGUCGCUCACAGGCCUCCAUUUCUUGUCCUAUUUUGAUGUGGCUAACAAUAAUCUCCAGGGUCCCAUACCAACAGGAGGUCAGUUCGAUACCUUUCCGAAAGCACAUUUCGACGGCAACACUUUGCUGUGUGGUACUGCACUGCAACGCUCCUGCAGUACUCCACCUGAUCCCUACAGUACAACCAUGGAUAAAGACAAGGUUAAUGCAAAGCUUGUUACAGGAAUUGUCAUUGGAACUUUUGUUGCUGCAAGUUUGGUUGUGGUGGUUCUAGCUCUGUGGGUGCUGUCCAAGAGGAGGAUCAUUCCGGGAGGAGAUUCCGAGAAGACAGAAGUGGAGAUAAUGUCCAAUGCCUCGUAUUCUGCAGUUGUUCCGGAAUCUGAGAAAGACAUAAGCCUCGUUCUGUUGUUUGGAAACAACGAAACUGAAGUAAAAGACCUAAACAUUUUCGAGCUCUUAAAAGCAACAAACAGCUUCAGUCAGGCCAACAUAAUUGGCUGUGGAGGAUUUGGUCUUGUGUACAAGGCUGUCUUGAAUAACGGAACAAGACUGGCUGUCAAGAAACUCACUGGAGAUUACGGCCUGAUGGAAAAGGAAUUCAAGGCAGAGGUUGAAGUUCUGUCCAGGGCCAAACAUGAAAACCUGGUCGCCCUCCAAGGCUAUUGCAUGCACGAGGGUUGUCGGAUACUGAUAUAUUCUUUCAUGGAGAAUGGAAGUCUUGAUUACUGGCUGCAUGAGAAUCCUGACGGUCCAUCCCAACUGGAUUGGCCGAAAAGACUUAAUAUUGCCAGAGGAGCAAGUUGUGGACUAGCUUACAUGCACCAGGCAUGCGAGCCACAUAUUGUCCACCGUGACAUCAAGUCCAGCAAUAUCCUCCUAGACGAACACUUUAAGGCUCAUGUAGGAGACUUCGGGUUGUCGAGGUUGAUCCUUCCUUACCGGACCCAUGUCACAACCGAGCUUGUGGGCACUUUGGGUUACAUCCCUCCAGAGUAUGGACAAGCAUGGGUAGCCACUUUGAGAGGAGACGUGUACAGCUUCGGGGUUGUAAUGCUUGAGCUUCUCACUGGGAAAAGACCAGUGGAGGUGUUCAGACCAAAGAUGUCAAGAGAACUGGUCGGAUGGGUACUUCAGAUGAGAAGUGAAGGCAAACAAGAGGAAGUCUUUGAUCCUUCUCUGAGCGACAGAGGUUAUGAAGAACAGAUGCUUCAGGUUCUAGACAUAGCCUGCAAGUGCGUGAACCAAAAUCCUCUCAAGAGACCAAGCAUCCAAGAGGUUGUAGACUGUCUCAAGAAUGUAGGAGCAGGAAACAUAAAUCAAAGUAACAGAGACGAUCAAGAACGAAGGUAACUGUUUGCCUGACCCUUCCCUCUUUCAUCCUUAAGACCAGAUACAUACAACAUCACAAGAAAAUAUACAUUUUUUUUUUCAGUAUAUAUAUUUUCCUGUAAAUUAAGUUGACGCUAAUAGACAGAUCUAAUGAUGUAAAGGGCAAGACAAUAUGCAGCUAAGAAACGUCCCCAAAACCCGAAAUAAAGAAAGUUUACACA
Molecule: messenger RNA, 3818 nt
Organism: Tarenaya hassleriana
Lineage: Eukaryota; Viridiplantae; Streptophyta; Magnoliopsida; Brassicales; Cleomaceae
Product: tyrosine-sulfated glycopeptide receptor 1-like
Exons: 1
Coding region: 148-3618 (1156 amino acids)
Biological process (GO): protein phosphorylation
Molecular function (GO): ATP binding; protein binding; protein kinase activity
Source: RefSeq, a predicted model, not a curated record